UGCAAAGCCAGGUUCCAAGCAAAUCAACCAUCAUCAUCCAAGAUAAUGGCAUCUUCCUACACGGUCAUCUUUGCACUUGCACUUUUAGUUGAGUUGACUACUCGCUCAACAACAGCUUUGCCCAAAAUUAAGAUGGACGAAGAACGUACAGACCAAGACGGAGUGGUGUCGAUAGCAGGAGAAGACGGCGACAGCGAAAUGGGACCUGGGCAGCUCACCUUCAGAAGACCCCACAUCAUAGAAGGCAGACUGGUGGACGAAGACGGGACAAAACGCAUCUUCAUACUUGCCCAGGACACAGGAGUAAAAGGGUCUCUUGGGAGGGAAGCAAACCUUGCCUAUUCAAGAGCCUUCCCUGUGCUGCCGCCACGUGGGAUGGACCAUGCUCUGGAUGGUUUCAACAUGAGGGAUGAGCGACGUAGCACAGAUGAUGUCAUUCCCAUGGGUAGGAGAGAUAUAGACAUGCUGAGGUGCAUGAUAGGAAGAGUAUACAGGCCCUGCUGGCAAGCUUGAAAACGGAGCAGCUGACAAAGCACCUGCAUGAUUUUCUCAGCUCUCAGCUGAUCCUUCAAGAUACUCCAAAUAUAUAAAUAUGACAAACAUACUUG
Messenger RNA from Labeo rohita (rohu), 608 nucleotides. It is a transcript of the gene pmch, whose product is annotated as pro-melanin-concentrating hormone. Gene Ontology annotation, biological process: behavior; chemical synaptic transmission. Gene Ontology annotation, molecular function: type 1 melanin-concentrating hormone receptor binding; melanin-concentrating hormone activity. The transcript is spliced from 3 exons. The record is from RefSeq and is a predicted model, not a curated record. The coding region runs from base 46 to 513 and encodes 155 amino acids. Lineage: Eukaryota; Metazoa; Chordata; Actinopteri; Cypriniformes; Cyprinidae.